Messenger RNA from Mesorhabditis belari, 627 nucleotides. Lineage: Eukaryota; Metazoa; Nematoda; Chromadorea; Rhabditida; Rhabditidae. The record is from the annotation of a GenBank genome assembly.
AUGUUUCUCAAAACUUGUAUUGGCCUAAUUAUUAUUGGAAUCGGCCUAUCCAAUGGAGCGUCUGUUGGGCCGAGUGUUCGCCACUUUCGAGAUCUGGUCCCCACUCGAAACGGGCCAGGGCCGACUACAAUGCUGAAAGCGAAAGCGAAAGCGAUGUGCCGCAACUUUCAUCACUUCAAAACGGACACCGCCCAUUUUUCGAAGGCCCGUCGCCACGUGUUUGUCGAGGCCGAGUUUCGGCUGUGCGACGUCGAGAAUCGACCGAUCGCCGAACAGACCCUUGAAUGCGUUGUCAACACGUUCAAGAACGCCUCGAAGCCACCGCCCGAAUGCGAGCCGGUCGUUAAUCUCGAACUGACUGCGCCGUGCAGUGACAAGACGGCGGGAUUGAUGUUCAACUGCACCAUUGGGGGGCUUGCCAAGAAAUGCGGCCUCCCGCAAGAAGGCGAGGGGAACUUGGACCGGAUGAUUGAUAUUGUUUACUUUUUCGAGACUCAGCUUCUUAUGAAGCCAUUCAAAAACGACACUUGUGGUUGGAAGUUCAUGCAGGCAACCGAAGGCGGUCGAAAAGGCUUCGAGCUGAUGACCAUGAUGACCGACAUCUUCAGGGGUGAAUAUAUCAAGAAA